ACAGGAGGCGGGAGUGACAGGCUGGGGUUUGUUUUUAGUCUGUUGCCUCGACUCUCUUUUUGAGUUUCGCCUUCGCACGUUCCGCCGAUCGGAUUCGGAGCGGAAUCCCCGGUCCGUCGAUCUCUCGCGUCGGUCAUCUGCUCCGCUCCGCUCCGAUCCUUCAUGGCGUCUCUCCUCGAAUCGUGCUGGCUGUAUCUUAUUACACAUUUCAGUGAGUUCCAGUUGGCAACUAUUGGAUCCUUCUUAAUUCAUGAAAGCGUCUUCUUCUUGUCUGGUCUUCCAUCUAUAUAUUUUGAAAGGUCAGGGAUUUUCAGCAAAUACAAAAUUCAGAAAAAGGUCAACACUCCAGAAGCACAAAGGAGAUGCAUUUUGCGCCUAAUUUUAUACCAUUUAUGCGUCAACUUACCUGUUAUGCUCCUUUCCUAUCCUACUUUCAGACUCAUGGGUCUAAGAAGUAGUCUUCCAUUGCCACACUGGAGUGUUAUUGUCUCUCAAAUUAUUUUCUACUUCAUCUUGGAGGAUUUUGUGUUCUACUGGGGGCACAGAAUACUGCACACCAAAUGGCUAUAUAAGCACGUCCACAGUGUGCAUCACGAGCAUGCUACACCUUUUGGGCUGACAUCCGAGUAUGCUCAUCCCGCUGAAAUCUUAUUCCUUGGCUUUGCCACAAUCCUGGGACCAGCCCUAACUGGUCCUCACCUCUUCACACUGUGGUUAUGGAUGAUCGUGAGAGUUAUCGAAACUGUUGAGGCACACAGUGGAUACGAUUUUCCAUGGAGCCCUUCAAAUUUCUUGCCCUUGUAUGGAGGUGCUGAAUUCCAUGACUAUCAUCACCGUGUUCUUUAUACAAAGUCAGGCAAUUAUGCGUCGACUUUCGUUUACAUGGACUGGUUGUUUGGUACCGAUAGAGACUAUCGGAAGAUGAAGGCUCUCGAGGAAGAAGGAAGGAAAUACUGAGUACGGUAGUAUAUUCGAACAACCCAAAUCUGUCUGGUAGGCAUCACCUGAAAUCUGGAAGGUACAGAGACAUCUUCACAUUGUAAUAAGCACUAGAGUAUUUGACGAAAACAAAUCUUUAAGAUUGAAUGCCUUGCCUCCAGUGAUUCUUCUUUUUGUCGCUUGAAUUUGCUGAGCUGAUUAGAAUUGGUUGUGACACCUUUACGCUUUACACUGGAUUGGUGCUUGUUGAACUUUGGAAUGUUGUCGAUGCAUUUUUUUUACCUGUAAAUCGCCAAGUUACAUUUUAGAAUAUUAGCAUUGGACAAAUUCUAUUUGAUA
Messenger RNA from Zingiber officinale, 1278 nucleotides. Its product is annotated as very-long-chain aldehyde decarbonylase GL1-11. Gene Ontology annotation, biological process: 4-alpha-methyl-delta7-sterol oxidation; sterol biosynthetic process. Lineage: Eukaryota; Viridiplantae; Streptophyta; Magnoliopsida; Zingiberales; Zingiberaceae. The record is from RefSeq and is a predicted model, not a curated record. Bases 163 to 957 code for a protein of 264 amino acids. Gene Ontology annotation, molecular function: iron ion binding; C-4 methylsterol oxidase activity. The transcript has 7 exons.